This is a messenger RNA of Suricata suricatta (meerkat), 2647 nucleotides long. RefSeq names its product receptor like tyrosine kinase (gene RYK). The record is from RefSeq and is a predicted model, not a curated record. Bases 24 to 1649 code for a protein of 541 amino acids. Gene Ontology annotation, biological process: multicellular organism development; cell surface receptor protein tyrosine kinase signaling pathway; axonogenesis. NCBI's taxonomy places the organism in Eukaryota, Metazoa, Chordata, Mammalia, Carnivora, Herpestidae. Gene Ontology annotation, molecular function: protein kinase activity; ATP binding. Gene Ontology annotation, cellular component: signaling receptor complex. The transcript has 15 exons.
CCGUCCUGAGAAUAGGAGGAGAAAUGCGGUGUUCACCUUGUAGUCUAGGUCUUGAUGCAGAACUUUAUUAUGUGAGAAACGACCUUAUUAGUCACUACGCUCUAUCCUUUAACCUGUUAGUACCCAGUGAGACAAAUUUCCUGCACUUCACUUGGCAUGCAAAGUCCAAGGUUGAAUAUAAGCUGGGAUUCCAAGUAGACAAUUUUGUGGCUAUGGACAUGCCCCAGGUCAACAUUUCUGCUCAGGGGGAAGUUCCACGCACUUUAUCAGUGUUUCGGGUCGAGCUUUCCUGUACUGGCAAAGUAGAUUCUGAGGUUAUGAUACUAAUGCAGCUCAACUUGACAGUAAAUUCUUCAAAAAACUUUACAGUCUUAAAUUUUAAACGAAGGAAAAUGUGCUACAAAAAGCUUGAAGAAGUAAAAACUUCAGCCCUGGACAAAAAUACUAGCAGAACUAUUUAUGAUCCUGUACAUGCAGCUCCAACCACUUCUACACGUGUGUUUUAUAUCAGCGUGGGGGUUUGCUGUGCAGUAAUAUUUCUUGUAGCAAUAAUAUUAGCUGUUUUGCACCUUCAUAGUAUGAAAAGAAUUGAACUGGAUGACAGCAUCAGUGCCAGCAGUAGUUCCCAAGGGCUGUCUCAGCCAUCUACCCAGACGACUCAGUAUCUGAGAGCUGACACACCCAACAAUGCAACUCCUAUCACCAGCUCCUCAGGUUAUCCUACCUUGCGGAUAGAGAAGAACGACCUGAGAAGUGUCACUCUUUUGGAGGCCAAAGCUAAGGUGAAGGAUAUAGCAAUAUCCAGGGAGAGGAUAACUUUAAAAGAUGUACUCCAAGAAGGUACUUUUGGGCGUAUUUUCCAUGGGAUUUUAGUAGAUGAAAAAGAUCCAAAUAAAGAAAAACAAGCAUUUGUAAAAACAGUUAAAGAUCAAGCUUCUGAAAUUCAGGUGACAAUGAUGCUCACUGAAAGUUGUAAGCUACGAGGUCUUCAUCACAGAAAUCUUCUUCCUAUUACGCAUGUGUGUAUAGAAGAAGGAGAAAAGCCCCUGGUGAUACUGCCUUACAUGAAUUGGGGGAAUCUUAAAUUGUUUUUACGGCAGUGCAAAUUAGUAGAGGCCAAUAAUCCGCAGGCAAUUUCUCAACAAGACCUGGUACACAUGGCUAUUCAGAUUGCCUGUGGAAUGAGCUAUCUGGCCAGAAGGGAAGUCAUCCACAAAGACCUGGCUGCUAGGAACUGUGUCAUUGAUGACACACUUCAAGUUAAGAUCACAGACAAUGCCCUCUCCAGAGACUUGUUCCCCAUGGACUAUCACUGUCUGGGGGACAAUGAAAACAGGCCGGUUCGGUGGAUGGCUCUGGAAAGUCUGGUUAAUAAUGAGUUCUCCAGUGCUAGUGAUGUGUGGGCCUUUGGAGUGACGCUGUGGGAGCUCAUGACUCUGGGACAGACACCAUAUGUCGACAUUGAUCCCUUUGAAAUGGCCGCAUACCUGAAAGAUGGCUACCGAAUAGCCCAGCCGAUCAACUGUCCUGAUGAACUAUUUGCUGUGAUGGCUUGUUGCUGGGCCUUAGACCCGGAGGAGAGACCCAAGUUCCAGCAGCUGGUGCAGUGUCUCACGGAGUUCCAUGCCGCCCUGGGGGCUUAUGUGUGACUCUCUCCUCACGGUCCCGCAGCUUCAGGAGCGCCGUGCCUGUCGGGGCUCCCUUGGAACGAGUCAUGGAUGCUUCGCACAUCGCACAACACCAGCAGAAGCUCAUGUGUCUUCCGGAACGCCGUGCCUUAGGAAUGCUUUAGAAUCUGAACUUUUAAAGACAGACUUAAUAAUGUGGAGUAUUUUCUAGAUAUCAUUUUUAUUAGGUUGAACUGAAAAGGCUUUUGUAAAUUUUUUGGCCCCCAAUUUUUUAAAACAUAGUUACUUUGGACCAGGGGUACAUUCUUACAAAAUAAAUAAACAGUUUUAAAAAUUGUUUAAACACAGAUAUUUGGAAUAGCUGUCUUAGUGCCAACUGCUUUCACUUCAUCAAGAUGAUAUAGGUGAUUCACCUUUAAAGUUUUUUUUAAAUAUUUAUCACUAGUCUUGGGAAUGGUUUGUCUUCAAGAUACAUUACUUUUUUCUCAGGAAAAGAAAAGCAGCAUAAAAAGAUGUCUGGUUUGCCUUGUACAGGAAAAGGCAAUAUUGGAGAAAGAAAACUUAAAGAAGAGCUAUGGGAAAAAAUGGGGGGGAAACCCUUAGAAAUAGAAGUUGUUCUUUUGUGGGAAACUGUUCUUUAUUUUUUAAUGGAAAUUAUUUCUGCUUCCUUAUUUUGGUGGAAGUAGCAGCUGAGUUCAUUGAAACAUCCUCAGUGUGCCUGGAAUUAGUGUUUCCAUGAGCCAGAAAUAGGUUUGGGGCAGGUCAGUAGUAAAUGAUGGCAGUUUUAUUUAUUUUUACUCUUUGAGAAAGGAGAAAAUACACGUUCAGAAAGUGAAAUCAUCUUUCUAAGAUUAAGUCUCCCUUUUAUUGCACCUGGGGUGUAAUGCACAGUAUUCUGGGUAGUAAAGAAAAAAAAAAAAAGCAAAUUGAUAGAUUCUGUGCUAAUCUUCAAGGCUGGAUUAAGUAUAAAGUUGUUUCUUAAAACACUUGAAAAAUUAAAGAUUUGUUUUAUCUUACAA